This is a messenger RNA of Theobroma umbraticum, 5064 nucleotides long. RefSeq names its product Pentatricopeptide repeat (PPR-like) superfamily protein. The record is from RefSeq and is a predicted model, not a curated record. Gene Ontology annotation, molecular function: RNA binding; protein binding. Gene Ontology annotation, biological process: RNA modification. NCBI's taxonomy places the organism in Eukaryota, Viridiplantae, Streptophyta, Magnoliopsida, Malvales, Malvaceae. Gene Ontology annotation, cellular component: intracellular membrane-bounded organelle.
GAAAAAUUCGACCCAAAUUCAAAGCAACCCGACCCGGUUCCAUUGCCAUCUCCCAGCACAACGGUUAUGUCAUUGGCUGUUCAAGGUUGAAAUGCGAGCGGGUGCGGUGACUACCCGUAGCCGCCAUACAAUGCUCCAAACAAAAGCCUCCACAAACCUGGUUUCCCGCCCAAUCAUCAUUCUUUCGAAAACCCAACUCAACAAGUUUCGACAACAAUCUUUUACAGAAAAGCUCUUAUCCCUUUUAAAAAAAUGCACAUCCAUCGGACUCUUGCAACAAAUCCACGCCCAAAUGCUCAUCAAUUCCAUCCAAAAACCGAACUUCCUUCUCUCCAAAAUCAUUGACCUCAACAACUUCGCCUACGCUUCCCUUCUCUUCUCCCAAAUCCCGCAACCCAAUGAUUAUGCUUUCAAUGUCAUGAUCCGUGGCCUUACUGCCACAUGGCAACACUAUUCUGCAACUCUUCAUUUUUAUUAUCAAAUGAAAUUUUUAGGCUUAAAACCGAAUAAAUUCACUUACCCUUUUUUGUUUAUUGCCUGUGCCAAUCUUUUAGAGCUAAGUCACGGGCAGGCAGCUCAUUCUUCGGUGUUUAAACUGGGGUUGGACGUUGAUUCUCACACUACUCACUCUUUGAUUACAUUGUAUGCUCGUUGCGGUGAAUUGGGUAGUGCUCGUAGGUUGUUUGAUGAAAUAACUGAGAGGGAUUUGGUGUCGUGGAACUCAAUGAUUUCGGGAUAUUCUAAAAUGGGGUAUGCGAGUGAGGCGGUGGGGUUGUUUGGGAAGAUGAGAGAGGAAGGAUUUGUGCCUGAUGAGAUGACGUUAGUCAGCGUCCUUGGGGCGUGUGGGGAUUUGGGGGAUUUAAGUUUAGGGAGGUGGGUGGAGAGGUUUGCUAUAGAGCAUAAGAUCAAACUGAAUUCAUUUAUUGCGUCUGCUUUGAUUGGUAUGUAUGGAAAGUGUGGGGAUUUUGUAUCGGCGAGGAGGGUCUUUGAUGGAAUGCAGGGGAAGGAUGUGGUCACCUGGAAUGCGAUGAUCACUGGGUAUGCACAAAAUGGAAUGUCAGAUGAAGCAAUAAAGCUGUUUCAUGGCAUGAAGGAUGCUAGAGUUAUCCCGGACAAAAUUACAUUGGUUGGAGUUCUGUCCGCAUGUGCCUCAAUUGGGGCCCUAGACUUGGGGAAAAGGAUUGACACAUAUGCAUCACAAAGAGGCUUACAACACAAUAUCUUUGUUUCUACUGCUUUGGUUGAUAUGUAUGCUAAGUGUGGAAGCUUGGACGAUGCACAAAGAGUAUUUGAAAACAUGCCUGUAAAAAAUGAGGUUUCAUGGAAUGCAAUGAUUUCUGCUCUUGCUUUCCAUGGGCGACCUCAGGAUGCUUUAUCACUAUUUGAGCGCAUGUCAAAAGAGGGUAGGGAUGCCUGCCCAAAUGAUGUUACAUUUGUAGGAGUACUUUCAGCAUGUGUGCAUGCAGGACUGGUUGAUGAAGGCUGGCAAUAUUUUGAAUUGAUGAACUCUUCAUAUGGGUUAACACCAAAAAUUGAGCAUUACUCUUGCAUGGUUGAUCUCUUGGCACGUGCUGGUCAACUGUAUGACGCUUGGGAUUUCAUUCAGAAGAUGCCUGAAAAACCAGAUGAAAUUGUACUGGGGGCACUACUCGGUGCCUGUCAGAAGCGCAAAAAUCUUGAUGUUGGUGAGAGGGUGAUGCAACUUCUGCUGCAAAUGGAGCCUUCAAAUUCUGGAAACUAUGUUAUCUCAUCAAAGAUAUAUGCAAAUUCAAGAAGGUGGGAUGACUCAGCAAAAAUGAGGGUGUUGAUGAGGCAGAGGGGUGUCAAUAAGACUCCUGGUUGUAGCUGGAUUGAAAUUGAAGCUCAACUUCAUGAAUUUCUUGCUGGGGAUGACUUGCAGUAUCAUUCAAUCAAGAUUCAUCAAGUCUUUGACUUGCUGAAUGCAGAGAUGAAGAGGGAAGGUUACAUUCCAAAGGUUGAUUGUCUAUAGAGAUAAAAAAAAAGUUCAGAACAUGCUUUCCUCUUAGUCUUUUCAAUAAUGAAGAAACAUACUCAGAAUUUCUUUGUUGUCAGGUUUGUUAGUUUGGGCUACUUAUUUCCAAUCUUUUAUUUUAACCUCACAAGUUGGUUAUGUUUGCAAAGUUUUCAUGGACGGCUUAUCAUCACAAAAGCAUCUGCUGCGAAGAAAUGCUGUUUUGAAGAAGCAUGUCAAUAGGUUAAUUGUUUCAGUAUUAAGAUAGUCAAAUAUCUAAAAGUACAGGUUUCUUUAAUUUAACUCUAGUAACCUUUACUCUCUCCUUAAAAUGUCGUCCUCCUGGUUCUGGCUUUUAGCCACUUCUAGCCUGUCAUCUUCUCACUUACAGAGUUAUAGUUUAUUGUGCUCUCUUAUGGUUGAUAUAUUAUUAUUUAUCUUAUUUAUGUCCAAUCUAAAUUAUUCAGUUAAAACAAUAAAGGUAGGGGAAGAUCAUGUCAUCUGGAGUUAUGGUUCUAUUAAUCGUCAACAUAGAUAGUUGUUUGUGGUCAAGGACAGCCCAAUGGUAGCCACACUUUAUCUCUAACAAGUUGGUUCUCAUUGGUUAACACUAUCUCCUAAUGUGUUUCAUCAGGAAUUGCCCAUUUUUUAAGAGCUAAGACUAAUGAGAAUAGAAGACAUGCCAUAUUUGAUACAUGUAAAAGAAAUGGCUGACUAUGUGGAUUCAAGCUUAAGCUCAGAAGUGGAACUGCUAUUUGUGGAUCUAGAACAAGAUACUCCAUAGUUGAAGACAAAAAUUCACCAGGAGUGCAGCUUAUAUUAUUUCAGAAGUUUUUCUCAUGAUUUUUCUUCUUCAAGGAAUGGGAAAUUAUCUCCUGCCAGUUGAGAAGACAAACACAUGGCAAAUAUCAAUUCCUCUAGUGAGCUGAUAAAUUCUUUGUUCUUCACACUUAUUGAUGUCAGUAGCUGCAUACCUGGCACAAAGAUCACCGUACCAACUUUAAAUGGGUAAUUUUUCAAUCAUUCUUUCUGUCACUUGUCUUUCUCCUAGGAUAUGAUUGCAAUAUGCUUAUCACGCUGCAGUUGUUUUAUUCAAUUUUACUUACUAGGAUGUUGAGGUGAAUUUGAAAUAUCUCUGAGAGUUUAUGAUGUUGACCAUUUAGGAAAGUGCAUUUUGGGGUUGGAUACAUUAUAUUUACUUCUUACCUCUGUUACUGGGAGCGAUUUUUGUUCAUAUCUGAUCCAAUCAACGUGUUUCCUUACUGGAACUGUUGGCUGGAGGCUGCCAAGUUUGAGACCUCCUGUUGAGAAAAAAUACUGAUGGAUUUACAUUUGUCUUUCUAUGUGUACUUAGAAUUCUGGAUAAGUAAUAUAUUGUCUAUAUUAAUAUUGUACAAGCACUUAACCUAUAUUGUCUAUUUAUUAAUUAAAUGGUUUUUAAAAUGUAAAACUUCUAGGAAGUUGAAUUUUGUUCUGUUUUAUAGCGGUGUCUGAAUAUGGACAUCCUCUAAUUCAUGCACUUUUUUGGCUGCACUGCAUGCAUUCUCACAAAGUAUUAUUCUAAAGGAAGGGAGAGAAACUGGUCUUGAACAAGUUAUUUUGAAACAAAACACUCAAGAAAUAAUCUGAAAUUCUCAAUCAAAUUCACCAAACCGGAAAUGUCAAUAACAAUUCUCAAGAUAAAAAUCUAAAAAUAUUUAAAGCAUAAGGCUCAAAAUUAAGCAUUCCAAUAAUUCAUCAUCUGAAAAAUACUAGAAACUGAAAUAAAGCAGGUACAUAUAGCCUAUGUCACAUGGAUUCAUCACUUUACCCUAAGUUCCUUAGGUAAAAAUGUCUGAUACUUCUCGGACACUUUAAAUUUAUAUGGGUAUGAUGCUUGGAACCUUUAAGGUAGGGCAAAAAAUUGCCAAAAACAUGACAUACCUGUGUUCGAAACACUGAGUCCUUGUAACAUAACUUAUAGCUAAAUUGCAAACUCUACUAUAAACUUAGACCAAUAUAACUCUAUUGUCCUGAAACUUGAAAUAAUUAGAAUACAAAUAAUACUAUAAAAUAACUCAAAAAAUCUAAAUCCUAAAUAUAUGCAACAAUUACAAGCAAAGCCAAAAAAUAUCACAAAGUAGCAAAAGAAAAUCUUACAUUAUAUACAGCCUCAGCAUCUUUCCAUCUUGCAUCAGACUCCCAGUGGGCACUUGCUGCUGAGGCUCAAGCUUUGUCUCAAACAAUUCAUUGUUGUGUUCUCUAAUAGUUUGUUACACUAUCAGAACAUCACAAAUUCUGGGGCAGUUUGCUUUGUUCCUAAGUUCCUACUGAGCUUUGCUUAUGUAUUUCUGCUCAGAAUAUUGAAAGGCCAAUACUGUAAUACAGUAAAACCAUGUUGAUUUACAACAGGUGGUUUCUAUAUUUAUGAUACCAUAUGAAUGUCUUCUCGCUAGAGUACUUGGAUUUAUAUUCUGCUUCAGAUGGCUUCUUGGUUAUACGGUAGUCUGCUUGGUCAGCAAGGAUCAUGUUGGAGAUGCUAUAAAAUAACCUUUCCACCAAAUCCCUUCUUGUCUACAGAAUUUUGGUUUGCCAGUUUUAUUCAUCCUGAUUCUUGUCUUGAGAUUUGUUUAGCUCCAAUUAUAAGAAUGAAGGUCCAUCUCGAAUGGUAUCCAGUGGGUACUAGUGCUAAGUAUCUCCUAAAUUUUUUGUUGUUUCUUCGUUAAAUUUCCUGGAAAUUUCAUUUUCAUCAUGCUGAGUAUGAAGGUUAAUCUGGUCCCAGGAGUCCAAAAGUGUACAAAAGUCAAAAAGUGUGUAUUCUAUUAGUACAAUGUUAAGGAAUCCGGUUGGAGAAUAGCUUCCACCCCUUAUCUGCAUGCAUUUACUAAACUGUAGUUCUUUGUUGGUUCCAGGGUAACUAAACAAGUUCUGUUUCACACUGGUGGGGAAGAGAGGUCAUUUGUGUUAUCAGCUAUACUGCUUAUUUUUAUUGCUAGUAAUUGGGCAGGGGAUUCUGUAUCUGUGUGAUGAAUGAUAGCAUCAAGGAAAAGAUGCACAAAAUCAUGAUGAUUAUGAAAUUCAAACAGCACAAAUAAUAGAUUCUAACUUCAAUU